AUGGGAAUCCUGGCGUUUGAAGUGGCGUCCACCAUGCUGCGCGCUCUGGAGCUGUGGGGACAACUUGAGCCCGCACACAUGGACCACCUGAGGAAGGUCCUGCAGGAAGAUUCUGCAGGUGAGGGGGGGCGAGAGGAGGCUUUUGAGGCACCUGAAACGGCUGCUGGAACCCGCACAUAUGGACCACCUCAGGAAGAUUCUGCAGUCGAUCCAAGAAUCCACCAAACCGCCAUCACCCCCCUCCCUUUCCCCCCUCCCUUCCUCCCUCCCUUUCUCCCUCCCUUCCCCCCCUCCCUUUCUCCCUCCUUUCCCCCCCUCCUUUUCCCCCCUCCCUUUCCCCCCGCUCUCCCCCCCCUCUCCUUCCCCUUCUCCUUCCCUCCUGUGCGUGUGCAGUCGGACGGAGUGACCAAGAUGAUUCCAGGGGAUGAGAAGCGCCACUGGAGGCUCGCAGGCCUGGAGUACCUAAGGGAGUUGCAGGUGCUGUCAUCUCUUGUGUGUGUGCUGUCACGGCGCUGCAAAGACCCUCGCAUGCACCGCCUCAAGCAGCGCUUAGCGGAGUUGGAGGCUCAAGGGGAGGCGCACCUGCGAGAAAGAGAGGCACAGGAGGGCGGGGAGAGGGAGAGCGGGGGAUCGGAGGGGGAUGCGAGGGAAGGGGAUGCAAGGGAGGGGGGGAUUGGGCGGUUGCAGGGACAGCAGGGGGAUGGGGGGGCGCAGGGGGGAGGGAUGGCGCAGGGGAGUGGGAGGGGGAAGGAGAUGAUGGUGGUGGGGAGGGGAUGGGAUGGGGGAGGUGGAUGGGAGGGGAAGGGGAACGUCAACGUCAACGUCAAUGGCAGUGGCGGCGGCGGCGGUGGUGGUGGGGGUGGUGAUGCGAGUGAGGAGGACUGGUUUCUGUAUUCGCCCAAGGAAGAGGCAUUUCUGCGCAAGUUUCUGGAGAAGAAGGUAACAGCUACCAAUCGCCUGCAUGUGGAGAUGACGCUCCUUGAUAACCUCAUGCCCAGCCCCCUUUCCCCCAUCUUCAAGCCCCUUCCCCCCAUCUUCAACCCCCUUCCCCCCUUCUUCAAUCCCCCUUCCCCCCCUCUCUCCCUCCCCAGCUCGUCCCACUCGCUGCGCAUGGCGCGCUUCACCAAGGACGCACCCUCCUGGGCCACCACCGCCAUUGCCGCCAGCCCUUUUGUGCGCGAGAAGAUUCACAACUUGCGCAGCCUCCUGUAUCCCAACCCCCCUCUCCCCCCCUUCCCCCCUCUUUCCCCCCUUCCCCCCUCUUUCCCCCCUUCCCCCCUCUUUCCCCCCUUCCCCCCUCUUUCCCCCCUUCCCCCCUCUUUCCCCCCUUCCCCCCUCUUUCCCCCCUUCCCCCCUCUUUCCCCCCUUCCCCCCUCUUCCCCCACUUCCCCUCCUCCCACCCUUCUGCUUUUCCCGCUUCCCUGUUCAUUCGCUCUGCUCAAUUUUUAUUCUACCUUCCCGCGUGAUCAUGAUUCUAGACUGAAGCUCAUUCGGCGACUGCAAAAGGAAUCCCUGUGGGUAGAGGACUUUGAUAAGUGCAUGAUGGUGCGUAUAGGGUGGUGCAUGGUGAUGUAUACAUGGGUGAUAAUGGAGUGUGGGUGCAUGGAUGGGUGGAUGGAUGCAUGUGUGGGUGGGUGCAUGGAUGGGUGGGUGCAUGGAUGGAUGGAUGCAUGUGUGGGUGGGUGCAUGGAUGGGUGGGUGCAUGGAUGGAAAAGCAGUAGGGGUGACCCAUCUUCCUAUCUACGUGCUUUCCCCUCAUCUUCCUCUCACCCUUCCCCCCCUUCCCUGCUUGCCUUCUUCUGGAACAACGCCCCAUGGCCACCUGUUUACAGCAGUGCUGCUGCUGACCAGUUCCUUAAGAGACUCCUCACCAUCCUUACCCCCCUGCUGGCAGCAGCAGUGGCGAUUCUCUCCUACAAGGUGCGCUCCACGUUCAAGUGGCAGAGGGGAGGCGGCAGCAGCGGCACAGGGGGGGCCGCAGCAGAGGACGAGCGGGAGGGUGUGGCGGGGACAGUGGGCGAGGCGGGACUGUCGAUCCGCUAUGCCCACACGCUGCAGAUUCUGGAACGGAUUCUCAACAAGCCCACGCUGCUGCUGAGAGCGCAGAGGUGA
This is a messenger RNA of Closterium sp. NIES-65, 2112 nucleotides long. Lineage: Eukaryota; Viridiplantae; Streptophyta; Zygnematophyceae; Desmidiales; Closteriaceae. The record is from the annotation of a GenBank genome assembly.